CCUACAUUUCCCAUAAUGCACUUGGCUUGGUUCGUUUCCGGUCCUGCGCCGUUUCUGGAGCGGAUUGGAACCCGGAGUCAGGAUUCGAUAAAUGAAGGGUCUUUUGCAGAAAAGGUUGUCAUAAUGGCUGAGCAGACAUCAGAUGAGCUGAUCUGGUGUGAGGACUGUGGGCAGUACCAUGACUCUGAGUGUCCUGAACUGGGACCACUGGUGACCGUCCAGGACUCCUUCGUCCUCAGCCGGGCCAGGUCGUCUUUACCAAACAGCCUGGAGAUCAGACAGGCGGCUGAUGGAGGGGAGGGGGUGUUUGUCAUGCGCCGGCUGGUCAAGAGGACCCGGUUCGGCCCGUUUGAGGCGAAGAGGGUCCCCCACCUGGAGAGAGAGGGAGUGUUUCCUCUGAAGAUCUUCCAAAAGGAUGGGCUGGUGGUGUGUUUUGACUCCAGCAGUGAAGAAGACUGUAACUGGAUGAUGCUGGUGCGACCUGCCAGAGACCACAAACACCAGAAUCUGACAGCCUACCAGCAGGACGAUGACGUGUACUUCAACACCUCGCAGGAUGUGCUGCCAGGAUCAGAGCUGAGGGUUUGGUAUGGAGCGUUCUACGCCAAGAAGAUGGAGAGGCCCAUGCUGAAGCCUCCACUUCCACCUCCACCAGUUCAAGCAGAUGAGACACCUUCCUCAGCUAAAUCAGAGACUUCAGAUAAAACCAGAGCCCACACAGCAGCUAAAGAAAACAAUGCAGGCAGCACGCUGAGUCAUCUCGAUGAGGUACAGACAGUAACGAUGUCUCCAGUCGAAGAGAGUCUGGGCCCUGUUGAGGAGGAGGGAGACCCGCCUCCUGCAGCUCCACCGGGGCCCAGGAGAGGACCGGGCCGGGGGAGGAGAGCGAAGGGACGCAGGCCUGGAGCUGCAUCCGCCGCAAGCAAAAACAAAGAUGUGAAGCCUCCAGUGCGGAGCUCGGAGCCGAAGGCGUCACGGUUGGCAACAACAACAACAACAACAGCAGCAGAGAGCAGCAGCACGUCGAGCGCCGCAGACAACCCGGCCGUCCUGAAGAGACACAAAGUCCGAGAGCACAAGAGGGUGUACCGCUGCUCGCUCUGCAACAAGGUCUUCCAGAACAGCAGCAACCUCAACAGACACAUCCGAUCUCAUGGUGAUAAGCUGUUCAAAUGUGAUGAAUGUGACAAGUUGUUCAGCCGCAAGGAGAGUCUAAAGCAGCACAUCUCUUACAAGCACAGCAAGACCAUGCCCGACAUGGAGUACAAAUAUAAAUGCAACACAUGCGACAAAUCCUUCCGCCUGGAAAAUGCCUUAAAGUUUCACAACUGCCGCACAGAUGACAAGACGUUCCAGUGUGACAUCUGCUCGCGGUUCUUCUCCACAAACAGUAAUCUGUCCAAGCACAAGAAGAAGCACGGUGAGAAGCUCUACUCCUGUGAAAUCUGCAACAAGAUGUUCUACCGCAAAGACGUCAUGCAGGAGCACCACAGGAGGCACGGAGUGGGAUCAAAGCACAUGAAGAGAGAGGAGUUGGAGGCUAACGGAGAAGAAGGGACCAAGUACAGGAAAGAGCCGUCACCCUGUCCCAUCUGUGGCAAGGUGUUCUCCUGCAGGAGUAACAUGAACAAGCACCUGUUGACUCACGGUGAUAAGAAGUACACCUGUGAGAUCUGCGCUCGCAAGUUCUUCCGUGUGGACGUCCUGAGAGAUCACAUUCAUGUCCACUUUAAGGACAUCGCUCUGAUGGAUGAGCAGGAGAGAGAGAGCUUCAUCAAGAAGAUCGGCAUCUCGGCAGAUGACAGCGACGAAACCGACGAUGAUGAAGAGGAAGACGACCCAGAACACCACAAGUACAACUGCAAGAAAUGUCAACUGUCGUUUGCAAAAGGCAGAGAGUACCUGAAGCACAUCAUGGAGCAGCACAAGGAGAGGGGCUACGGCUGUGGGAUCUGUAACCGACGCUUCGCUCUGAAGGCCACCUACAACGCUCACCUGGUCAUCCACAGAGAGCAGCUGCCUGACCCCGCAGUGCAGAAAUACAUCCAUCCAUGUGAAGUCUGUGGACGAAUCUUCAACAGUAUCGGUAACCUUGAAAGGCACAAGAUCAUCCACACAGGGGUGAAGAGCCACAGCUGUGAUAAGUGUAACAAAUCAUUCGCGAGGAAGGACAUGCUGAAGGAGCACCUCAGGGUCCACGAUGACAUCAGAGACUUCCUGUGUGCAGAGUGUGGAAAAGGCAUGAAGACAAAGCACGCUCUGAGGCACCACAUGAAGCUUCACAAGGGCAUCAAAGAGUACGAGUGUAAGGAGUGUAACCGCAAGUUUGCCCAGAAGGUCAACAUGCUGAAACACUACAAGAGACACACGGGUAUAAAGGACUUCAUGUGUGAGCUGUGUGGAAAGACGUUCAGUGAGAGGACGACGCUAGAAACACACAAACUCAUCCACACAGUGGGUAAAACUUGGACGUGUGCGACAUGUGAUAAGAAGUACCUGACGGAGUACAUGUUGCAGAAACACGUCCACCUGACCCACGAGAAGGUGGAGGCUCAGUCCUGUCACCUCUGUGGGACCAAAGUGUCCACAAGGGCCUCCAUGAACCGCCACCUGAGACGCAAACACCCCGAGGUGGUGUCUGUGAGGAUGGAUGAGUUUGACGAUCUUCAGGAACCAUCGACGAUCAACGAUUCAUCCAUCAGCAUAGUGCAGCCCUCUCUGACUCUGGAGAAAGACGGCCUGGCUCACGAGAGGCUCAGCCGACCUUCUCGACACCCGAAGAAGAAGCAGAGAGUCCAGGUGGAACCGGAGCUUUCCGAGUCGGACGAGUACGUCGAUUUCACCGAGCCGAGGGCCGAGUCCAUGACUGAAUUCAACGCCGUCAUCGUUGGAGACGAGACAGAGACCAGCUCUGCUGUGCAGAGUAUCCAACAGGUGGUGGUCCUGGCGGAUCCCAACGCUCCAUCAUCAUCCUCCCCCAACAGCUCCGUGGGUCUGACCAACAUCACCGUCACACCCAUCACAAGCCACGCCCCUGCACAGUUCACCAGCCUGCAGCCCGUCGCCGUAGGUCACCUCACCGCCAGCGACCGGCCCCUCACCCUCGACAACUCCAUCCUCACCGUCACCUUCGACGCCGUCAGCGGCUCCGCCAUGAUCCACAACCGGCCGGCCGAGCUCGUCCCGGAGACGGUGGGACCGGGCGGAGGGGCGACGCAGCAGUCCGUCGCCCACUUCAUCAACGUGACCACGCUCGUCAAUCCCCUGAGUCACCAGCUGGAGGCCCCCACGUUGGCCUGGAGGUCUGUAGCUGCAGCUGAGGGGGGCCAGGUGACCCCCGUCCUGGAGGGGGGUCAAGUGGAGGGUCAGGAGGGCCAGAAUCAGGGACCAGAGCCAGGUCGGUCCGUCCAGAGCCAACCGCCCACCACGCAGCAGCAGAGCGGCUCGGCCCAGCAGAUGUUCAGCUACUGACACAGAGAAGGAGGUGCAGGUCACCUCACACACACACACACACACACACACACACACACACUGUAACAUAGUAGACUUUAUUAAACUGUACAAAGCGUCACACGGAUGCCUCUCCGCCCCAUGAAAUGAAUGAACACGUUUGUUAUUCACAAAAACAAAGUGGCUUUUAUUCAUCGAGCCUGAACCCUCUCCUCUGGAAGAUUUCCAUUUUAAACCAAAGCUACACGAUGAACAUUAAACUGCCUUAUUAUCACUUUUUAAAACCUGCAUGAACACAAAUCUGAUGCUUCAAAAAUCAGAUCUGAAAAUGUACCGACCUGUAAAAAAAGAACUGAAAGUGAAACCUCGUGUGUGAAGUCACGCUCAGCAUAUCCGUUUCAAGAGUCUCACGAAUGAAAUGUUAUUAUUUUCAAACGCUGUAAAACUGUAAUUAUUGUCUGAACUGUCUGGAUGAAUACUGGAAACCUUUUUCUACUGUUAUUUUUUUAUACAAAUACCUUUUUAAAAA
This is a messenger RNA of Labrus mixtus (cuckoo wrasse), 3979 nucleotides long. It is a transcript of the gene prdm15, whose product is annotated as PR domain containing 15. The transcript has 24 exons. The coding region runs from base 16 to 3471 and encodes 1151 amino acids. Lineage: Eukaryota; Metazoa; Chordata; Actinopteri; Labriformes; Labridae. Gene Ontology annotation, cellular component: nucleus. The record is from RefSeq and is a predicted model, not a curated record. Gene Ontology annotation, molecular function: protein binding.